Messenger RNA from Eleginops maclovinus (Patagonian blennie), 4090 nucleotides. It is a transcript of the gene stxbp1a, whose product is annotated as syntaxin binding protein 1a. Gene Ontology annotation, cellular component: plasma membrane; secretory granule. The record is from RefSeq and is a predicted model, not a curated record. Gene Ontology annotation, biological process: intracellular protein transport; neurotransmitter secretion; vesicle-mediated transport. Bases 116 to 1927 code for a protein of 603 amino acids. The transcript has 20 exons. Gene Ontology annotation, molecular function: syntaxin-1 binding. NCBI's taxonomy places the organism in Eukaryota, Metazoa, Chordata, Actinopteri, Perciformes, Eleginopidae.
CGCAGUGACGUUUCCAACUGGAGGCUCCUCCGCAGCGUUGUGAGGUGAUCACAGAGGGAGAGAGAGAUAGGGUGGAAGCAGAGGGUGAAUACUCAGUCCUACACUCGGCAGCAUCAUGGCACCUAUCGGAUUAAAGGCGGUGGUCGGCGAAAAGAUUAUGAAUGAUGUCAUCAAGAAGGUGAAGAAGAAGGGAGAAUGGAAGGCACUGAUCGUGGACCAGCUGAGCAUGAGGAUGUUGUCAUCCUGUUGCAAGAUGACAGACAUCAUGACGGAGGGCAUCACCAUCGUGGAGGACAUCAUGAAGCGACGAGAGCCUCUUCCCAGCCUCGAGGCCAUUUACCUGAUUACACCCACAGAGAAGUCGGUCCACACCCUCAUCGCAGACUUCAAAGACCCUCACUCAGCUAAAUACAAGGCAGCGCAUGUUUUCUUCACUGACUCCUGCCCUGAUCCUCUCUUCAAUGAGCUGACAAAGAGCCGUGCUUCCAAAACCAUCAAGACUCUGACGGAGAUCAACAUCGCCUUCUUGCCCUACGAGUCUCAGGUGUACUCUCUGGACAAUGCAGACGCCUUCCACAGUUUCUACAGCCCCCAUAAGACCCAGCUGAAGAACCCGGUGAUGGAGAGGCUGGCCGAGCAGCUGGCCACUCUCUGUGCCACCCUGAAGGAGUACCCUGCCGUCAGAUACCGAGGAGAGUACAAGGACAACGCCACCCUGGCCCAGCUGGUUCAGGACAAACUGGACGCCUACAAGGCUGAUGACCCCACCAUGGGAGAGGGUCCAGAUAAGGCACGCUCACAGCUGAUCAUCCUGGACCGGGCGUUCGACCCCGUUUCUCCAGUCCUGCAUGAGCUCACCUUCCAGGCCAUGGGCUACGACCUGCUGCCCAUCGAGAACGACGUCUACAAAUAUGAGACCAGUGGCAUUGGAGACUCUCGUGAGAAAGAGGUUCUGCUGCACGAAGACGAUGACCUGUGGGUGAGCCUGAGACACAAACACAUAGCUGAGGUGUCCCAGGAAGUGACCCGCCAGCUGAAGGACUUUUCAGCCAGCAAGAGGAUGAACACCGGGGAGAAGACCACAAUGAGAGAUCUGUCCCAGAUGCUGAAGAAGAUGCCUCAGUACCAGAAGGAGCUCAGCAAGUACUCCACCCACCUGCAGCUGGCUGAGGACUGCAUGAAGCAUUACCAGGGAACAGUCGACAAGCUGUGCCGUGUGGAGCAGGAUCUGGCGAUGGGCACAGACGCUGAGGGAGAGAAGAUCAAAGACCCCAUGAGGGCCAUCGUGCCCAUCCUGCUGGAUGCCAACGUCAGCACGUACGACAAGAUCCGCAUCAUCCUGCUCUACAUUUUCCUCAAGAAUGGCAUCACGGAGGAGAACCUGAACAAGCUGAUCCAGCACGCGCAGAUCCCCCCUGAGGACAGUGAGAUCAUCACCAACAUGGCUCACCUGGGCGUCCCCAUCGUCACAGACUCGACCCUCCGCCGAGGAAAGAAGCUGGACAGGAAGGAGCGUGUGAGCGAGCAGACCUAUCAGCUGUCCCGCUGGACCCCGCUGGUCAAGGACAUCAUGGAGGAUGCUAUUGAUGAUAAGCUGGACACCAAGCACUACCCCUACAUCUCCACCCGCUCCUCUGCCUCCUUCAGCACCACUGCCGUCAGUGCUCGAUACGGCCACUGGCACAAGAACAAGACUCCUGGAGAGUACCGCACCGGGCCCCGCGUCAUGGUCUUCAUCAUCGGGGGCGCCUCCUUCAGCGAGAUGCGCUGUGCCUAUGAGGUCACGCAGGCCAAUGGGAAGUGGGAGGCCGUCAUUGGUUCCACCCACAUGCUCACCCCCACCAAAUUCUUAUCGGACCUGCAGCACCCCGACUUCCGAGAGUCCACUAGGGUGUCCUUUGAGGACGCAGAAACACCAGCCGAGUGAGGCAGAGACAGAUUGGGAGGGAGGGAGAGAGAAAUCACACUGAAAAAAGAUCGACCAACAUCUUCACCCCCACCAGCCUGCUGGAGCAGCUCAAGGCCAUGAACAAACCAGACGAGGAAGUUACAAGCUAAGAUCCUCCAAUCACACCUCUUUCUCUUAACCCCGCCCCCUUCUUACCUCUGUACCCCUUCCCCUCCCCCCUCCAAUACCUGUGUAUGCAUCCUGCUUGAGAAGAAUAAAAAGACAUCUGAGAUGAUAAAAAAAUAUAUGUUGUAUCAAAGAAUAAAAUCGUUGCAAGUAUUCUAAAGUUUUACAAUGGAUGCAACUAAAUGAACUUAUUUAACAAAAGGUUUAAAUAUCAGAACAGAGGGCCAUUUAAAACUGAAAGUACCAAAAUGUAAUAUUGUAUGCUACGAAACCUGAGCAAAAGGUCGACCUUUUCUCUUUGCUUUGGGUUUCCUCCCCUGGGAGUUUUAUCAGAAGCCGUUUGAGAGGUCGCUGUUGUAAAAUAUAUCAUAUCAGUCAACAUGCAAUAUAAAUAUAUUCGUCAGAGAGGAAUCCCCCCCCCUUCCCCCCCCCUGCCCAUUUGAGAUGUUCGUAUUCAGUAGCAUGCUUGGACUUGUGUGGACUGUUAUGUGUUUGUAUCCAAUGUGGAUGUUCUGGGAGCCGCAGAGUUAGCACUUAGCUUUUUCCUAAGAUGUUGAGCUUGAAUACUUCACUGAAAACAUGUGUUUUGAGUAUCGAAAAGUCAAAUACACACCUCAAAACUUAUCCACUACUCAACGUUCCAUCUGUAAACUCUGUAAAGGUGCAACUAUAGCAAUGUAAAUGUGUUGCAAUAUAUCCAGCUGUGUCAGUCAGGGUCAGUAUGCAAGCACCACAAACUGCAGCCCACGAAAUGACCUUAAAGCUCUAACUGCUCUAAUAUAUGUAUAUAUAUAUUUAUGUGGGAUUUAAACAGGUUAUAUCUUAGGUGGAGUUUAUGCAAUUAGCACUAGCAAGCACAGUAACCAUAGUUUGUUUCUCAUCCUAUUUUCACUUAUUGAUCCAAAUCAACGCCUACAGUGUGACCUUGACGUUUCCCCUGCAAUCAGCAGUCGCCAUGGAUGAUAAAUAUAGAAAUAAGUCACUAGAUGUAAUCAUUCUAGGCAAGGAAAUAAUAAAAAACGACAUUAGUUAUAAAUAAAUAGUAGACAUUUACUCAUUUGCUGAGGGAGAAAUCUUACAAUCUUACCCCUCCCGGCGCUGCAUCCUAGCUUGUGAUAUAUCCGGACACGUUAGGCAGCGGCGUGAUACUCCAAACAUUGACUUUCUUUGAAGUAUUCCUUUUUAAAGCGCUUGGUUGAGCAGAUGUCCGAAAGAGAGAGCUCUGUAAAAAGCCCGAAUCCCCCCCCUCCUCCGGCUGCCGAGACUGUAAAGUAUUUACUUGCCACAACCUUUUUCCUUUCUCCGAAAAAUUCCACGUUUUAAUGUCAAAGGCCGAUGCUUGCAGAUAUCUAAAGAAUAAUCUUAAAAAGGGCCAGUUGUGUUUCAGUAUUGUAUCCUGUCAGAUUAAGUCUUAUCAUUGGUUAGUGGUGUUUCAUUGGGCCAUGCACUGAGUAGUGUUGUGCGUGUGCCAUACGUUGCUGUUUUAGCGUCUCACUGUUGACUGGUGAUAUUCCUGACUGUAAAGUAGUGAUACCUUUUCCUUUAAAAAAAAAACGUCGAUGUGAAGCCGCCGUGUUUGUGAUGUUCUAGCUGUAGCUGUUAGUGGUUCAAAAAGAAACUAAUAUCUAUUUUUUCCUCCGGUGCAAUGUAAAACCCUCCAAUGGCGAAUGGCUUUGCAAAAGAAAUCCCUUAGGUCCACUUUUCUUUCCUCCCUCCCCUCGUUCCCCCGGCCAAAACAAGUUGUAUAUUGCACUAUUAUGCGUUUUCUGUGAUGCAAACGCUUGACUUUGUGUUCGUUUAUUUUCUAUUAUUUGCUGUUGUAUAGGGUUUACUCUGUCAAAUCAAUUGAUUUAUAUCAAAUUAUUUAUCAGAGAAAAGAUAAUAGUGAUGCAUUAGUCUGUUCUAAAACUGUUUAACUUAUUGGGAUUGUAUGUUUGCGAGUGUUGAAGCACAAACAAUACUUCCAUGUGUACCUCAUAUGUACUAAGGCUGUCUAAUAAAUUGGCUUCCAUUACA